AUGAGUUUCGGUGAUUUAGAGCAGCUCGGUCUCUUCUGUAGAGUGACAGCCCACACUUACGUCGGGGUGAGAGUGAACGUGGUGAGCAUUUUGGGAAUCACCGGCAGCGUCCUCGCCAAAGAAGAUGGUGCACUUGAAACUCUCAAGACCAUCGGUUGCUUCCUGCUGGAGGUGGCCACCAAGGACCCGUCGCUGGUGGUGGUGGGAGAGGCCCUGGACGCCCUCUUCGAUGUGUUCGCUGACGGCAGCGAAGCUGAGAGGGCCUCGGUGCAGAUCCGGUUGUUAUCUGCCCUGAAGGAAUUCCAGCCAGUCUUCAAGAUGAAGGUCCGAAAAGAAGGGAAAGGAAAAUACAGUCCAGAUCAGCUGUGCGUUCUCAACAACGUGAAGACGAACUUGAGGAGGUUCGUCGCUUAUCAAGAGACUGUUGAGAAAAGACUGGCUGCUUGACCUGUUGAAAGAGAGCAGUUCUCGUCCCAAAGUGUUCAACUCUACAGGUUCCCUGGUGCGUGUGCAUUUCCGUUAUUCGGUGUCUGUAUCUGUGUGUAAGUUCUCAGAACUUCGAAGCCUGCCAGAAACCCUUCCUUCCUGAGCUCUGGGAUUGGGGUGGCGUUUCCCGUGCUCUCUCCGCCUCAGUCACCGGACACGGGACGCGGGAAGGCUGGGAGCUGGGAGGAGCCUCGUGGUGCUCUGUGAGCAGCGCAGAAACUUGACUUGAUGUGGAUGCUCUUUUAAGUCAGUAUCCUUUUAUACUAGCUGAAUUUUUAACAAUUUGAAGACAAGCUUUAUGAAAGAUUUUUGGUAUGAAGUAUAUCAAUUAUGUUUACCUUUUGUGAAGUGAAUGAAUUGAAUUUGUAUUCCACUAUUUAGUCGAAUGUACGAAAGAGCUAAUGAGGUCAUUAUCACCCUCUAUAUAAACAGAUCAGAUCAAUUAUUGCUUUGUAAUCUUGUUUAAUUUGAUAUGUCAUCAGAAUUGGAGGAAAAUAUUUUUAAUAAAUAACUUUUUAAUCAAAA
Molecule: messenger RNA, 1011 nt
Organism: Myotis lucifugus (little brown bat)
Lineage: Eukaryota; Metazoa; Chordata; Mammalia; Chiroptera; Vespertilionidae
Product: HEAT repeat-containing protein 3-like
Exons: 4
Coding region: 1-447 (148 amino acids)
Biological process (GO): protein import into nucleus; ribosomal large subunit biogenesis
Source: RefSeq, a predicted model, not a curated record